CUCAUUGUUAUUUUAAUCAAAUAAAAACGUUAUACUUCCGGAUAUAUUCCCCUAUUCCAAUUCCUUAUUCCCUCAACUGAGAGAGAAAACCGGAGAAAGACUAAACUCAACCGCGGUUAGAACUAUAACUAUAGUUAAUCGACCAUGGUCAAGAGAAUAACGACAUGACUAAACAAAUGAACCGUCCAGAUUGAUUCUCAGAACAAAAUUCAACGGCUCAUACAACGGAGAUUAAGCUCUAUUUCUUUUUCUUUUCUUUUUUUUUUGGCCCUUUUCAUACAAAAUUAACAAACGCACAAAUCGUUCUCCUUAGAGAUCCGAUUAACUCUAAAAAAAAAAAAAAAAAGGGUUGGGGUUCCGAUUGAGAUGGAGAUGGAUUAUGUUACAGAGUUUCCUCACAUUCGCAUGGAUCGCCGACCCAGGAAGAGGCCUAGAUUAGCUUGGGAUUUCAAUCAACCUCAUAAAAAGGCUCAGUCAGGAAUGUGUAAUGGGCAAGAUGUUGGAAACGUGACGAGCUUUGGGCCUUCGAGGGCACUCCCAGAUCAUGCUAGUCUUUUCGAAAAGGGAUUGGCUCAAAAAGUCUCUCCCCUAUGGCGAGAUGAUGACAAAGAUGGGCAUUACAUGUUUGCACUUGGAGAGAAUUUAACUUCUCGCUACAAGAUCUACCGAAAAGUUGGUGAAGGCACCUUUGGUCAGGUUCUGGAGUGCUGGGACAGGGAAACUAAAGAGAUGGUUGCUAUAAAGGUUGUUCGAAGUAUCAAGAAAUACCAGGAAGCAGCAAUGAUGGAACUUGAGGUGCUUCAAUUGCUUGGUAAAUAUGACAGAAACGGCAGCCGCUGUGUUAAAUUACGGAACUGGUUUGACUAUCGCAAUCAUAUCUGCAUUGUAUUUGAGAUGCUUGGACCAAGCUUAUACGAUUUUCUUCAAAAAAAUAAUUAUUGCCCCUUUCCGGUUGACCUUGUCUGGGAACUUGGCAGACAAUUAUUGGAAUGUGUAGCAUUUUUGCAUGAUUUGUGCCUUAUUCAUACUGACUUGAAGCCUGAGAAUAUACUCUUUGUUUCUUCAGAAUAUGUGAAAAUACCUGACAAGGUUACAUCCCAUUCACCAAUAGAGGGAACUUGCUACAGGAGGUUGCCAAAAUCAAGUGCCAUCAAGGUAAUUGAUUUUGGUAGUACAGCUUAUGAACAUCAAGAUCACAACUACAUUGUCUCCACGAGGCACUAUCGAGCACCUGAGGUUAUUCUUGGAUUAGGAUGGAGUUACCCAUGUGACAUAUGGAGUGUUGGUUGCAUCUUGGUGGAACUGUGCUCAGGAGAAGCUUUGUUUCAAACACAUGAGAACCUGGAGCACCUGGCAAUGAUGGAGAGGGUUUUGGGUCCAUUGCCCCAUCACAUGUUGAAAAGAGUGGACCGGCAUGCUGAGAAGUAUGUCAAAAAGGGUAGACUGGAUUGGCCAGAGGGUGCCACCUCUAGGGAGAGCAUUAAAGCUGUUCUGAAGUUGCCUCGUCUUCAGAAUCUGGUGAUGCAGCAUGUAGAUCACUCUGCAGGGGAUCUGAUUGACCUGUUGCAGGGUCUUCUUAGAUUUGAUCCUUGCAGUCGAUUAACAGCUCGGCAAGCCCUCAGGAUUAGGCAACACUGGUAUGUGGUUGGUGAUGAAUUCUGUUUGGCUCUUAAUAGAGAGUAAAAGGCCGACAAGGAAUAGGAUUCUCGUGUUUCUGUAGGAUUUUUUUUUUCUUUUGUAAAUUAGCUAUUGUUAGGAAAGGCUUUCUCCUCUGAUUCUUUUACCCUGGAAAUGUGAUGUAGAAGUUUCUGUCCAAGAAUCAGAAGGUUUACAUA
Durio zibethinus is the source of this 1835-nucleotide messenger RNA. The record is from RefSeq and is a predicted model, not a curated record. NCBI's taxonomy places the organism in Eukaryota, Viridiplantae, Streptophyta, Magnoliopsida, Malvales, Malvaceae.